Molecule: messenger RNA, 1095 nt
Organism: Hymenoscyphus albidus
Lineage: Eukaryota; Fungi; Ascomycota; Leotiomycetes; Helotiales; Helotiaceae
Source: the annotation of a GenBank genome assembly
CGACAUCGCAGCCUCAACAUGGCAUAUCUCUCAGCCUUGCGAUUGUGUAUCGCAGCUACAUUGAUAGUAGUCACCACCGCAUUCGUAAGAAAAAGUGACUGUUUUGGAGAACCUUCACUGAUUGUCUCUAGUUACGGAUUUUGUACAUUCUGCCUUCCAAGCGGAUAUCCCACCAGAAACCCCGUGCAAAAAGCCGCCGCAAUGGCGCAAGCCAUAUGGGAAAACAUAUGGUCAUCGUUCUGGGUUCUGGUGGACAUACAGCUGAGAUGAUGUCCCUCAUGCGGGAUUUUGACCCAAGAAAAUACAAACACCGUACCUACAUCAUGUCAUCUGGGGACGGGUUUUCUUCUAGCAAAGCUUUCGAUAUUGAGACGCGCAUUCAGACCAAUCAUGCGGAUCCACCAUCCAAAGUCACAAAUGCCGGAGAGUACAGUCCAGUUACCGGAACUUGGGAUGUAAAACUGGUACCUCGAGCGAGAAAAAUCCACCAACCUUUGUAUACGACCCCCUUUUCGGCGUUAUGGUGCCUGCUCGGUUGUUUCAAGGCUUUGAACGAAACAGCAAGAUACUCGCGUGUGACGGAAGGUCAAUUUCCAGAUGUCAUCGUCACAAAUGGUCCUGCAACCGCCGUCAUCUUUAUACUAGCCGCUACAAUUCUGAAGUUUUUCGCUGUGGCACCCGUUUGGUCCAUGAAGAUCAUCUACGUGGAAAGUUGGGCUCGGGUCAAGACUUUGAGUCUGAGUGGCAAGAUUUUGUUGAAGACCGGGCUUUGUGAGAGGUUUUUUGUGCAAUGGGAGAAGCUAGCUUUGGCUAUCAAUGGACCUAGUGGAAGAAAAAAAGUUGAGUGGGAAGGAUUCCUCGUCGAAUAGACAUACUAUCUGCUCCUUGCUUUAGCCUUUGCAGUCAUACAGUUACGAGAUUUGCAACGACUUGCAGCUGAAUAUUUGCAGAGAAAUUUUCAACAGUUGAGGCUUAGUAUGUACAGCCCGAGGGUCUCUCUAACAUUAUGAGCAAUCUCAGAUGAUUAUGUGCAACAAGCUUUUGGUAGCUGAAGAUCUCCAUGAUCUUGACCUUUCCCAAGAACUAUGAAUACAC